Messenger RNA from Hypomesus transpacificus, 1479 nucleotides. RefSeq lists its product as uncharacterized. Bases 200 to 1420 code for a protein of 406 amino acids. Lineage: Eukaryota; Metazoa; Chordata; Actinopteri; Osmeriformes; Osmeridae. The record is from RefSeq and is a predicted model, not a curated record. The transcript has 4 exons.
UGCCUACUAUUACUUUAAGUGUCAUAGAACCUAAUGAAUGUGACAUUCAGUCUCUUGGAUCUAUAUCGUCUCUGGACACGGCAAGUUUAGGAUCUCCAGGGGGGCCUUCAUUGGCUUUUCACCUGUCUUUUCGCCUUGCCCUUCACCUAGCCCUUCUACCAACCCUUCACCUAGCCAAUCAUCCUCAACUUCCGGGAACAUGCGCAGUGCUUCAGUGUGGCCAUCACCAUUUCUUAUUCCUCCUCUGUCUCAUGACGUUGAACUGAGGUUGAAAAAGGCCAAUGAGGAAUAUGCAAAAACCAAAAAGAGCAUAGACGAGGUGCCCAGGGACAUGUCAAGUGAUAUUCUGAACAAAAUUUGUCAAGCAAGUUUUAGGAUAAAGGCUUAUCCUGAGCCUCAUGAGGUUGAAUCAAUUGCUGUUGCAUUGAUUUCAAAGUACCCUUGCCUGAAGGAGGAUGAUGGGAAGGGUUAUGGCGGAUGGCUUGUGUCCAUCAGGAACAAGUUCAACAAUUACAGAGCAAAGCUGCGGGAUGCUGGUUGCAUUGAGGUUGUUCUGAAUAGCAAGCGAAGGGGAGACGGAGAGACAACCCAGUUUGUCCUUAAGAGGCCUAAAAGUGGCGAAAUCAACCAUUGUCCAGACCAUCCAAAUGACCAAGAUGAAGCCUCACUGGAGGAACAGAGACAGCUUCUAGUGGAGGCAUCAAAGAAGGCAAGAGUAGAUGAGUCUCUCAUCAAAGCGAAAAUGGAUGUGACCUUCUCAAUGAGGCGAAAGGAGGUUGUCGACAAACAGCCCAUGGUGGCAGAGUUGAAAUAUAGAUGGCCCACUUUGUUCCUUAAAGACCAGAUUUGUGAGGAGUUUUUCCGUAUUACAAACAAAGAUUUACUCGGAACAUUCAGACCUGCAGUAGAAAAGUAUGCGCCCCUACUGCUGAGUUUGUACCGCACACGAAAAACAGAGUUUGGCAAGGACCUGAAGGAGAUACUGAGAAAGCUUGAUGAUGAGACCACCGACAUCGUCAGACACCGCAAGGAAGCAGCCAUGAAAGGACUUCCUGUGUUCCUACGUGAAGAUCCUCAUCUACUUUUCAAGCGGUGUCUUGAAACUGAUCCAGGUGACAUGGCUGCCAAGGGAGUCACUGGGGGAAUCCUGUAUGUCCUUGAGGACUGUGUGGCUGAAGCCUCAUCCCCCAAGAUCCAAGACAUUGCAGUCAUCUUAGAGGAAUCUAUCGUAGUUAAGGACCUUCCGGAUACUCCCUCUGCCUUGGCCUACCUUCUCGGCCUCCUUUAUGCACUCAACAUUUCCUAUCCGGAGGGCCUUAAAUACACCUUGGAAACACUUCAAAAGCUUUUCAUGGACAUUGGCCCCAAAUGCUCAAACCGUGUCUUGUCUCUGAAGAAAAAGCUUUGUCUUCGGAAAUGAAGAAACUUGAGUCAGCUCUGACCAUAGAUAUAUAUAAAGGCUAGACGUUUUGUCCGCGU